AAUAUCUAUGAUCUUUGUGGUCUUGUUACUAACCUAGACAUAUUGCACAAUGCGUUCUAGAGUGGUAAUCAAAGGUCUACGUAGUUAGUUGGUGUGAUAUAUUAUCAAGAAUUGGUGCUUUUGAGAAAGUUUUGACCUCUGACCCAGCAUGGAUAUCGUGCUGAACUACGCUGACCACUACGUCUUCACGCCGUACGUGUACCCGGGGGGAUGGGCGGAGUCGGACCCCCUGAGGCAGUACGUGAGUCUGUUCAUCAUCGUGACGCUGGGAGGAUACCUCCUAUACCUCGGCACCGCCAGUCUAGGAUACCUCUUCCUGUUUGAUAAAAGACUGCUUCAACAUCCACAGAUAUUAAAGAACCAGGUACAACUAGAGAUCCAGUAUGCCUGUUGGUCAGUACCAUACAUGGCCAUCCCGACAUGCGUCAUGUUCUUGUUCGAAGUACGGGGAUACAGCAAGCUGUACGAUGAAAUAGAGGGCACAAAUCUAGGUUACCUGUCCCUUGUGCGUGACGCCCUCUUGUUCCUGUUCUUCACGGACAUGUUGAUCUACUGGAUCCACCGCGGGCUCCACCAUCGCCUGCUGUACAAGACUCUCCACAAACCUCACCACAAGUGGAAGGUGCCCACCCCGUUUGCCAGCCAUGCGUUCCACCCCCUGGAUGGUUUUGCCCAGUCCUUCCCGUACCACCUCUACCCUUUCCUCUUCCCUCUCCACAAGGGGCUGUACCUCGGUCUCUUCAUCUUUGUCAACAUCUGGACCGUGUCCAUCCACGACGGCGACUUCCGCGUCCCUGACGCGCUCAAACCGAUCGUCAACGGGUCGGCGCACCACACGGACCAUCACUUGUUCUUCGACUACAACUACGGGCAGUUUUUCACGCUGUGGGAUCGGAUCGGAGGGUCGUUCCGGGCCCCUUCUGCGUGGGAGGGCAAAGCGCCGAUUGACGAUAUUAAUAGAAUGGGGGUUAAGGCCAAGAAGGGUUAGAUUUUAGAAUGAAAACUACUCUGUGUGAACAUUGUAAUAUUUGCAGAACUAGUACUUGACUGUCACUUAAAGUGGCUAGAUUUUGGGUUGUCAGAUGUCUCAAGUACAGUUUUGUGAGUGAGAAAUGUCUAUUGGAUAAUUUUUAUAAGUACUGGUGUUAAAAAAACAGGGUGAAAAGGAUAC
This is a messenger RNA of Branchiostoma floridae (Florida lancelet), 1171 nucleotides long. Its product is annotated as lathosterol oxidase-like. Bases 149 to 988 code for a protein of 279 amino acids. Gene Ontology annotation, molecular function: iron ion binding; oxidoreductase activity. The record is from RefSeq and is a predicted model, not a curated record. Lineage: Eukaryota; Metazoa; Chordata; Leptocardii; Amphioxiformes; Branchiostomatidae. The transcript has 5 exons.